Molecule: messenger RNA, 1101 nt
Organism: Paraglomus occultum
Lineage: Eukaryota; Fungi; Glomeromycota; Glomeromycetes; Paraglomerales; Paraglomeraceae
Source: the annotation of a GenBank genome assembly
AUGAAACUCGUCGUAGUUAUACUGCUGCUAUCCAUAGUGCCUAUAAUAAGCGCCUCUCCUCACGGCGUUAUAUCCUUACCACUGAAAUAUACGAAAAGAUCAAUUGAGAAACGAGAUCAAGGCAACCUGCAUACUUUUAAACAUGAUUGGUGGGCCGAAGUAAGUCUGGGUACACCUCCGCAAAAGUCAAACAUGCUCAUAGACACUGGGUCAUCCAAUGUCUGGGCCUACUCCAAGUCUUGCGGAACGGAUGAAUGUUUCCUUAAUUUCAAAGGAACUAAUCGCUUCAAUCAGUUCAUAUCAACGAGCUUUGAACCGGCGGGAAAUCGUGUCUUUGACAUGACAUACGGAGGCGGAACCGGAAUCGCAUACCAAAUUGGAAGUGAUAUAGUAGAAAUCGCCGGGAUCAGAAUCGACAAACAGCAAAUUGGCACAACAACCAACCUGGUCAAUAGACAAAUAGAUUUCGAUGGCAUCGUAGGUCUCGGACGAGACAAAAACACCAAUCCAUCUUUCCUCGCGACUCCAACGGCUACAAUGUUCAAACAAAAGCUGAUUAAAAGCAACAUGUUCUCCCUCGAUCUGAAGAGCUUUGCAGAUGGCGGUGGUGGUGAGCUUCUGUUUGGCGGUAUCGAUUAUUCCAAGAUUGAAGGUGAUUUGGUUUGCGUUCCUACCGCCAGCGACGACGAAUGGAGCGUUGAAUAUACUACGAUCUGCGUUGGAUCAGUGGACAUUAAGAGAUCAGCACCGGAAGCAGUUUUGGAUACUGGAUCAGACAGCAUAUAUACUUCGUGCGGUACAGCGGAAGCUAUCUAUAACGAGAUUCCGGGAUCACGGUUACAUAAAACUGGAGACUGGAUAGUUCCUUGUGAAUUGCCUGAUCAUGUGUAUGUAGCAUAUGAAAUUGGCAACGUUAAAUGGCGUAUUCCAGCAAAGGAUCUCGUAACGGGGCCUGUGGCGGGCGUGGAGGAUUAUUGCAUAGGAGCAAUACAAGUAGACGAACUUCCGUUUGAUAUUCUGGGCGCACCAUUCUUGAAGCAGUAUUAUACAGUAUUUGACUCUGAAAAUCAAAAAAUAUGUUUAGCUAAAAAGAAGCAAUAA